AUGGAGCCACGAUCUGGUGAGAAGCGCAAGUACGACUACAGACAAGGCCCAUACUCGAAGAAGCCACGAUACGAUAACAAACCUCACCAUCAGAAGAACGGCAAUGGUGUCUCGCGGCAAGCCACGCAUGUCGUAACACUGCCUGAUCCACUUCCACAACUACCACCGAUCUCUGAGGAGCUUACCAAGUCUACAUUCACCCACAAGAGUCAGGCUCCAAACGAUGUCUCGAAAAGCUACGACAGACUAGAGUGGCUCGGAGAUGCCUACAUCGAAGUCGCAUCCACCAGGCUCAUCUUCGCACGCUACAAGAAUCUACCUACAGGACGCUCCUGCGAUGUUCGAGAGAUGCUGGUCAAGAACGAGACUCUUAGCCAGUACAGUCUAGCCUACGGGUUCGACAAGCGAAUCAACAUCAAUCCUUCCAGCAAGCCAACAGAUGGCACCAGCCUCAUCAAACUUCACGGUGAUAUCUUCGAGGCAUACGUUGGCGCUAUCAUUCAGUCCGACCCCAUCAAGGGCUUCGAGAUUGCUGAAGACUGGCUGGCAGCGUUGUGGGAGCCACUCCUGAAAGAUGUCCAGGGAGAAGCUCCUAACAUGGUGUGGAAGGAUGAGCUACGGAGGAAGAUUGGAUCGAAGGGAGUCAAGCUCAACUAUGUGGAUGAGAGACCGGCAAUAAUUGGCAGAGGCAUCGAGACUUACUUCAUUGGUGUGUACUUGACUGGACUGGGCUACGACAACCAGCAUCUUGGCAGUGGACAAGCGUUGAACAAGAAGGAAGCCGGAAUGCAGGCUGCUGCGGCAGCUCUCAGCAAUCACCCUCUCAUCGACGAAUUGAUUGUGAAGAAGGCGAAGUUGGAUGAGGAGCGUCAGGCAGAGCGCGACAAGGAGGCCCUCAAUGGUGAUGCUCAGGAAAUCAACAUCCAAGAGGCAUGA
Messenger RNA from Cyphellophora attinorum, 936 nucleotides. Its product is annotated as Double-strand-specific pac1 ribonuclease. Gene Ontology annotation, molecular function: ribonuclease III activity; double-stranded RNA binding. The record is from RefSeq and is a predicted model, not a curated record. Gene Ontology annotation, biological process: regulation of gene expression; rRNA processing; primary miRNA processing. NCBI's taxonomy places the organism in Eukaryota, Fungi, Ascomycota, Eurotiomycetes, Chaetothyriales, Cyphellophoraceae. The transcript has a single exon. Gene Ontology annotation, cellular component: nucleus. The coding region runs from base 1 to 936 and encodes 311 amino acids.